AUGCAUUACGCUUCAGUGUUUAUUGCAUUUGCAUGUUUCUUAAAUACCAUCACGGCAAUUGGAUUCACUGGAGCUUUCACAAACAUACCUGAUGAUGUGCCGGAGUUGGCCAAGGAGUUACAACAACCAAUACCAAAUUUAAACAACUAUCCUCUGAGAAUCAAAGUGGACCUAUACAAACUCGAUGAUAAAAGAAAGAGCCACGAUUUUGUUCCUAGAGUCGCCAUUGUGGAUAAAAAUUACCGAUUCACUUUCAAAAAUUUGAAGGAUGGAGAGUAUGAAUUAAUUGCCAACUCAUAUGACUUUACAUUUACCAAAAACAAGUUCAAAGUAGUUGUUGAUGAAGGCAAAGUUGUCGUGUAUGACAGUCCCUUAGGUCAAGAACCAUCGAACCAGUCGUUACCUAUGGAAGUGUCACAUCAAGCACCUUUGGAAAUAGAGUUUAAAGAAGUCAAGCAAUUUUACGAAAAACCAGGUGGGUCUGUGUACGAUAUGCUACUCAACAGUCCACUCGGUUUCAUCUUCAGAAACAAGACAUAUACAGUUAUAUUUGUCAUUGUGUUGGUGAUAUCGUUGGCUCCCACGAUUGCUGAAUGGGUGGAUCCCGAGUUUGCUGCACAGUUUAAAGAAGUUCAAACGCAAGUAGCGACCCAACGGUUGGAGAAGCCAGAUGCAAUUGAGCAGCAGCCACCAGCAAUUCCUUUUGGUGCUGGUGCUGGUGCUGCUACUGCUACUGCUACAGGAGCCAGAAAGGGUGGUGUUGCAACCAAAAAGAGAAGAUGA
Messenger RNA from Lodderomyces theae, 783 nucleotides. RefSeq lists its product as uncharacterized. NCBI's taxonomy places the organism in Eukaryota, Fungi, Ascomycota, Pichiomycetes, Serinales, Debaryomycetaceae. The record is from RefSeq and is a predicted model, not a curated record. The coding region runs from base 1 to 783 and encodes 260 amino acids. The transcript has a single exon.